AUGAUCCUCCUGUUGGGUGAUCUGUAUUUGAGACCCUUCAUCUUGUGCAAGCAUUCCAGUACACAGACAAACAUGGGGAAGUCUGCCCUACUGGUUGGAAACCUGGCAGUGAAACAAUAA
This is a messenger RNA of Staurois parvus, 120 nucleotides long. The record is from the annotation of a GenBank genome assembly. Lineage: Eukaryota; Metazoa; Chordata; Amphibia; Anura; Ranidae.